UGCUCAGUGUCCAGCUGCUGAGCUGCCCUGUGCCCACACUCCAUUGCACCUCCGGACUGACCACACAGCCCCAGGGCCAGACCAGCUGCCAGCUCUCACCGCCGACGAGCUUAGCUGGGAAAUGACUGCCUAAAACACCAUGGUCCAAAACGUAGGUACUAAAAUCUGGUGGUCUAACUCUAUUAGGCAAAUUCCUGUUGUUAAAGCCUCCCAAAGACUCUGGUUAUGAUGUUUCCACUCAAUGAUUAACUCAGUCUUGUUUAUUUCACCUGGUUCAUACAUAAUUAAAAACUCUUCAGUUAAGUAACUGAACUCCCUAAACAAGUGAACAGCUGUUACUUCAGCUUAUCUUACAGUGGUACUUGAAUACUGACAUCUAGACUAAGGAAGAAACGCCUAUUUGCCUCCGCAGAGGUUUUCCCACUUGUUUUCAAGCCGUUUGUAGAUUUUGCAUGGCAUUACAGACGAACCGAGAGAGGGCAAGUGAUGCUAGAAUAAGUUAAUAAGUAAAAACGCGCGUAGCAAAGGCGUGUUCAAACUCCGAGCAAGUCCUGCGGAUGCUUCAGCGCAAGCCUGACCUGCGCGGCUGGCGCUGCCUUGGCCGCCUCCCCGGCAGGCUUCCAGCGGGGCUUAGAGCCGGGCAAGUCUCAAACACAGGCGAGCCCCGAGCACAGCGGGCACCCGCGGGGGCCGCCGGGCAGCGGCGUCAGCGGAAGGAGCCGGAAGGAGCGACACCGGGAGGAGCGACACCGGGAGGGGCAGGAGCGGCUGCGAGAGGCGGGACCCGAGCGGAGAGCGCGGAGAGGUUGAAUAUCCUGAGGUUGUCUUGGAGCGUGGUGGAGCUUGCACGACCACACCUUCUCAGAAAUGAUAUCCUGAGUUUCCCUUGGUGAGCAAAACUGUUACUGGACGCCUGUAAAUGGGAGAGAAUGGAAUCCCUUUGUGGCAGCACUGCAUCAGGGGCUGUUUGAGCACUGCAGGUGUUCCUCUCACCAGCUCCCAUGGUAGAUGUAGCAGAGAAGGAGAUGGAUAACCCCACAUUCAGAAGUGACACCGUGCUGUCUGAUGUGCACUUGCACUGCCCAAGCAAAAGACACCUCAUGGUACGACUGAAUGCAGUUGGACAGCCAGUAUUCCUGUCAUAUUUCAAACUCCUUUGGAGCACAGAAGAUUUGGCAUCUGGGAAACACGUGAGAGAAGUUACCACAGGAAAAGAACACCAGAGCAGAAGUGGAGAUGAACUGUGUGACAAGGACAGGAGUAAUGUGAAAGAAGAAGGAGAAUUAAGUAGUGAAGGAGUAGAAGCUCUGCUAGAUGAUGACGGAGACUUGGAAGUGGUCAGAAGGCCUCGAAGUGCCUCUGAUUUGCCAGCAGAGGAUCUUUUGAGGGAUAUAGUGUGCCCUGUCAUUCUGAUGAAAGGGAAAGAAGAUGCUUUUGAAGACGAAGAGCAGGAGUGUACUUGCAGUGAUGUUGUUAAAAUAGAACACACCAUGGCAACCCCCUUGGAAGACGUUGGUAAACAAGUCUGGCGUGCUGCCUUCCUUCUGGCUGAUUACAUUCUCUUUCAAAGGGACACGUUCAGGGGUUGCUCUGUGCUGGAGCUUGGAGGUGGCACUGGAAUUACCAGCAUUAUCAUGGGAACAGCUGCCAAGAGAGUUUAUUGCACAGAUGUUGGUGAAGAUCUCCUGGCCAUGUGUGAGCAAAAUGUUGCAUUAAACAAACAUCUGAUGAAGCCAGGAGAUCCUGAAGCUCCUUAUAGCUGGUCUGAAGAAGAGAUUGCUGAUUUGCUUGAUCACUGUUCUGUGAUAAUGGCAGCUGAUGUGUUCUAUGAUGAUGACCUGACAGAUGCCUUGUUCAGAACUCUGUAUAGAAUCACACACAACUUGAGAAACUCUUGCACAGUUUACUUAGCACUGGAAAAGAGGCUGAACUUCACUUUAAGACAUAUGGAUAUUACAUGUGAAGCUUACAGUCACUUUAGAAAUACUCUAAAUGAUCUGGAGAACCUCCAAGAUGGAAAAAUGAAAUAUACAGUGGAGCCCAUUAAGCUUGAUUUCUGCCAGUUCCUUGUGUAUGAACGGAUUGAGCAGUUGGAAUUGUGGAAGAUCGUGGCUCAGCACCUAACGUGACAGGCCCACCAGGGAAGAGAAGAUCUUUACCUGAGGAGAAGGGCUGUUUUGAUGUUCUGUUAAGAUAAGGAUUUUCAUCCCAAGAAAAGCAUCUUCCUGGUGGAAUUGUGUUCUCAGAAAGUAUUGCAAGGCAGUUUUGCUUUACUUUUUUGGGUUUGGCACUUCAUUUCUUGGACUUGUGCACUUGGACAUGAUUUCUUUGAUGUUUCCAAGUACCUGCUGGAUGCCAGGCAGUGGCAGUGACUUGCUUUUUGGGUUGAUGACUUCACUCUUAGAGUCUGGCAAAGAAGAAGAAGAGGUUUGGAAGGUUUGGGAGAACCUUUCCCAUGUUGCUGAUUUGCAGAUGUUGUGCAUUUCCCUUUUCAGUUUACACAACAUGGACACAGUUCUCAGUCUCAUCCCAGUUCCACAUGUUAUUUGUAUUUAUGGACAUUUGUGAAACAAUGUUCUGGACAAGACUUGUUUGACAUGAAUGAAAUUUUCUUUAAGAAAUUUGUUUAUGAAACUUGGCCCUUAAUUCUCAGUUUGGCCUAUAUAAAUCACUCUAGUUUUGGGCCACUGUCUGACCUGAAAGGAAACAAGAUGCAUUUUGUUUGAGCCUCUAAAAAUACUCCACAGACGUUUUGGAGUAUAGGAAGUCAACCCUUUAUUGUCCUGCAGGAAUUUUAAGCUAAUCUGUCUUGGGCAGGUUGAGGAUGAGAAGGUACCACAUGAAUGGAGAUGUUAUAGCUCUUGAAAUACUUGGAGUUCUGCCCUCAGCAUGUACAUGUGAGGCUGGGGGCAGGGAACUGGCCAAGAAUGUCUUGCCCAAACAAAAGUGGGCCUCUAAUAUCUUUUCUUCUGGAUUAAAAUAAAACAUAUUUAUUAAA
This is a messenger RNA of Pyrgilauda ruficollis (rufous-necked snowfinch), 2998 nucleotides long. It is a transcript of the gene METTL22, whose product is annotated as methyltransferase like 22. The record is from RefSeq and is a predicted model, not a curated record. Gene Ontology annotation, molecular function: protein methyltransferase activity. Gene Ontology annotation, cellular component: nucleus. Gene Ontology annotation, biological process: protein methylation. The coding region runs from base 1002 to 2129 and encodes 375 amino acids. The transcript is spliced from 10 exons. Lineage: Eukaryota; Metazoa; Chordata; Aves; Passeriformes; Passeridae.